Brienomyrus brachyistius is the source of this 4686-nucleotide messenger RNA. Its product is annotated as neurocan core protein-like. NCBI's taxonomy places the organism in Eukaryota, Metazoa, Chordata, Actinopteri, Osteoglossiformes, Mormyridae. The record is from RefSeq and is a predicted model, not a curated record. Gene Ontology annotation, biological process: cell adhesion. Gene Ontology annotation, molecular function: hyaluronic acid binding; calcium ion binding. The transcript is spliced from 16 exons. The coding region runs from base 151 to 4371 and encodes 1406 amino acids.
GUGAGCAAACUCUGGCAAUGAAACUCGUCGUCUGAUGGUUGGCAUCGGCUGCUGUGGCACACGGACGUUACCGGAGCACCUGCACUGAACAAGAUCAACCUCUCGCUAGGACAAGACCGACUACAUUCCUGAAGACCCCAAAGGUCCAGGAUGGGGAGUGCCACCCGUGCAUCCGGCCUUCUGGUCGUCAUUCUGCUCCAUGUGGCGGGUUGUGGCAAAAGCUGGGCAGACCCCCUUGUGAAUAUGCGCAAGGUGACGCAUCAGGUGAUCCACGAGAAGCUGGCCGGCACCACCUUCCUUCCGUGUGUGUUUACUCUGCGCCCUAGCCCCUCCCAUGAGCCGCCCCGCAUCAAAUGGACCAAACUCUGGGGGCAGGGAGGCCCAGAUGGGAUGCGGAGGGAGCAGUCAGUGCUGGUGGCCAAGGACAACAUCAUCAAGGUGAAGAAGGCUUUUCAGGGCCGCGUCACCCUGCCUGGAUACCCAGAUAACCGCUACAAUGCCACUUUGGCCCUGACUGGUCUACGGUCUAGUGACUCGGGCAUGUACCGCUGUGAAGUGGUAGUUGGAAUUAAUGACGAACAGGACACAGUGCCCCUAGUGGUCUCAGGUGUUGUGUUUCACUACCGCGCAGCCCACGACCGCUACGCCCUGUCCUUUACGGAGGCCAAGCGCGUUUGUCUAGAAAAUUCCGCAGUCAUCGCCACGCCCGCUCAGCUGCAAGCCACCUUCGACGACGGCUACGACAACUGUGACGCGGGCUGGCUGUCCGAUCAAACCGUCAGGUAUCCAAUUCAGUCACCAAGGCCAGGUUGCUAUGGGGACAGAGAGGAUUCACCUGGUGUGAGGAAUUACGGUAGCAGGGCCCCAGACGAUCUGUUUGAUGUCUACUGCUACGCCGAGGAACUGAAGGGCGAGGUUUUCCAUGCCACCGUGCCAGAGAAGCUGAGCCUGGCCAAGGCCUCCAUACACUGCCACUCCCUGGGCGGUCAGCUGGCCACCGCGGGGCAGCUUUACCUGGCCUGGCAGUCGGGCCUGGACCGCUGCGACCCCGGCUGGCUGGCAGACGGCAGCGUGCGCUACCCCAUCAACCAGCCCCGCCGGAACUGCGGGGGGGACGAGCCGGGGGUGCGCACCGUCUACCUGAACCCCAACCGCACCGGCUUCCCGGACACGAUGACCCCCUUCGACGCUUACUGCUACAGAGAGACAGCAGCAGGAAAUCCAUCAGGACAAGCUGUGGGGCUUCUUCACUCCAGGACACCUUCUGUGAAUGACUCCACGGGAGCCGGGCAGAGCUUCCUGAGCUCUCAGCUAAGCGUGGCCUCAAACCAGUCCAGGCCCGAGCCUUCCACCUGGACUGGCUUGGUGGACCUGGACAAAGAAGGGACGGACUCCAUUAUGGGCAACGAGUCUGAGAUUUCAGAGGAACACGUGGUGAUCCAUCUCAGGUCGGAGCAGUCUCCCCUCGACUGGGCCGAGCAGCUGGGUGCAGAGGUACAGGCUCCCCAGGAGGUACUGGCUCCAAAAAUCACGACAGUCCUGCUACCUUCAGCACUGGAGAGCCUGGACACCCACGGAGGCUCUGCCAGGGAGGAGGAAGUAGAUGAAGAUCCUGAUGUGCGUUCAGAUUCAUCAAUCCCACCGAUCUUCUCUACUCCCACCCCUACAGUCAAGACCCAGACCAGCAGCACUCUGAUUUCGAAUAUCAUGGGCUCCUUCAUAAGGCCCUGGAGGUAUCUGACGGGGUCUUCUGAGUCAGAAUCAUUAUCCACACAGGCAACCCCGAGCACAGAGAGCCUAUUGGAGAACCAGGAACUGACAGAGUCGGGAAGGGGAACUCCACCAGGAGUGAAGGAUGAAUAUAGCAAAAGUAGCCACAAAAAUGCUAUAUUGGAGAGUUUCGGGGAACAGGAAUCACGCAGAGUCUCAGAAGGCUACGCAGCGGACUUAGAUGAGGAACUCUCUCAGUGGGAGAGGGAAAUCACCUCUGAGCCAAAGCACGUUUCCAACUGCGAGGAGACGGUGGAGGCCCCAUUAUUCGAUGUCACCGCGGGAAUCGCUUGCCGGACACGAGUGGUGAAACUGGGCCAGCCUGAGCGCUCAGGCAUCACAGGAGUAUCCUUCGCGGUCAAAAUGGACCCUUCCAACUGCAGCUAUGACGCACCGAUACUUGACUCCACAACGGGAUGCGCACAAUGUUCUCAGGAAGGCCUUGUGGCAACCUCACUAACAACACAGAGCGAGGAGUACGUGGCAAUGACUCCAGCCAUGGGCAGCAUUCCUCAGACCAAUGCCCCAGUAGACUCCACAGUGGAUAUGUCAACAGAGCUGUCCAGACUAAUGGAAAACUUAUCUGAACCUCAUGACCAGGAUAAUGCUGCAGAGGAACUCCCUAAAUCUUUGGAGGCCAGGGCUGAAGCUGUUGAACUCUUGGUUUUACCCUCCUCUAAAGACAUCCCAGAUAAUUUCUCUGGAGAGGGGAAAGAUCAAGAAGAAGAGGUUGCCUACCUGCUUCCCAAAGAGCCUUUUCCAAAUGAUGCAUCACCUCAACCAGCCUCAGAAAGCUUCACCUCAGAAGUCGAGCAUGAGGCUGAAGGAAGUGGGAUGGGCCACGAGAUCAUCAUUGGAUCAAGCUCUGACAGUCACAUUGUCUCUGAAAUCCCCUCAAAUCAUUCUCCUUCUUUACCGCCCACUUCUGCACCAACUGGCAGCCAGACAAUUAACCAGUACACCACCAUCAGGCAGUGGGAGAUGGAAGAUCAGCCAACCACAUCACCUCACGUUAGCACUAACUCCACUAACCCACAGCAACACGUAAUUGAAGAGGUUGCCACAGAGAUAAGAGAAGAGAUUCUUUUUACUAGUCUGCCUUCUAGCAACCCAGAAAGCACCACUUCCAGCAGAGACAGUAUGAAUGAAUAUGAAAAGCCCGUGGACAUGUCAACAACAUCGGAUGCGUGGUUAACCACAGAGGUUCCUGUCACAGGGCUUCUCUCCACCAACAGGAUACCAACAGAAAAUUUACUGACAAAUGAAUCAAAAGAUGGUGUGACUGAAGUUCCUUCAGAGAAUGAUACCGAGUCAAUUACAGAUCUCAAUAGCUCCUACUCAUUGGUAGCAACGGAGAAGGUAACCUUUGGUACUAAAGACCUCCAGCAUUAUGUCUCAGAGGUGCUUUUAGGUUUUGAGAAGUCCGAUUCUGGCACUACCUCAGAGGAACCAACCAUAUUGACACCAAGUCUCAGGGAAAUUGCCCACAAUGCAGAGUCUCAAUCCACAGAGUCGUUGGCUGUCAUGAUGCAGACCGGGGCGACUCCAGCCCCAGAGAUCAGUUUGCCUACUGACAGAACUCACCUUCUGACUGUCAGAGUUCAGUUCCCCAGCAACACAGGAGUUGAGGACUGGCCCAGUUCUGAACUCAGCUUGGAUAACGAAACUAAGACCUCCGCAGCUGAGGACAACCCCUGCCAGACCAACCCCUGUCUUCAUGGAGGGAGCUGCCUGCCUGAAGGGAAGGGCUACAGCUGCUACUGCCCGCAGGGAUACUCCGGGGAGAGCUGCGAGAUCGAUAUCGACGACUGUCAAUCAAAUCCAUGUCAGAACGGAGGCACCUGCAUCGACGAGAUUGACUCCUUCGUCUGCUUGUGCCUGCCCAGUUACGGAGGAGCCACGUGUGAGAAAGAUACAGAGGGCUGCGAACACAACUGGAGGAAGUUUCACGGCCACUGUUACCGUGCCUUCAGCCACCGGCACACCUGGGAGGAUGCCGAGAAGGACUGCCGGGAACACCGCGGCCAUCUGGUCAGCAUCCACUCAUCGGAAGAGCAGGACUUCGUCAAUGACCUGAGCCACGAGAACACCUGGAUUGGCCUGAAUGACCGCACCGUGGAGGAUGACUUCCAGUGGACGGACAACAUGGCUCUGCAAUACGAGAACUGGAGGGAGAACCAGCCGGACAACUUCUUCGCGGGUGGCGAGGACUGCGUGGUGAUGAUCGCCCACGAAAAUGGGAAGUGGAACGAUGUGCCCUGUAACUACAACCUGCCCUAUAUCUGCAAGAAGGGCACAGUGCUGUGCGGAGCGCCUCCUACUGUGGACAAUGCAUUCCUGAUUGGCCGGAAGCGGCCCCACUACGACAUCCACUCGGUGGUGCGUUACCAGUGCGCCGACGGCUUCCUCCAGCGCCACGUGCCCACGGCCAAGUGCCGCGCCAAUGGGAAGUGGGACCGGCCCAAGAUCAUCUGCACGAAGCCUCGGCGAUCCCACCGCUACCGGCGCCAUCACCACAAGUCCCGGCACGAGCGGCGGAAGCACAGGAAGCAUGGCGCCGGCGGUCACCACGGUGACGAGGACGGCCGCGGUCACUAUUAAACGGAAGUGCCCCGCCGCCUGCCGCGCUGGCCCAGAGCCCCAGCUUCUCCCCCUCCCCACCCUGGCCCCGCCUCUCGGGGUCAAGCUGCCACUUCAGCUCGACCGGGAGGCUUGAGAGGGGACCGCCAGGCCUGCAGGGGACUAUAGCAAGCCUUUCCUCCGCCCUCAUCCUCAUUUUUCCCUUCCCCAUUCCGUCUCAGACUUUAAAGAAUCCGUCCCCUUUACCCUCUCGAUUAUUCCAGAUCGUUCCUCCCUUUUUCUAAGGCCGCUGUUCGUCUUUAAUAUUCAUUUUACGGUAGAGGAUGGAAUUUAGUA